Messenger RNA from Synchiropus splendidus (mandarinfish), 7245 nucleotides. RefSeq names its product mannose receptor, C type 2 (gene mrc2). The coding region runs from base 77 to 4477 and encodes 1466 amino acids. The record is from RefSeq and is a predicted model, not a curated record. Gene Ontology annotation, molecular function: signaling receptor activity. The transcript has 29 exons. Lineage: Eukaryota; Metazoa; Chordata; Actinopteri; Syngnathiformes; Callionymidae.
CGAAGCAGACGCAGCGCCAGUGGCUCCGCGGCUCCGCUCCCUGGUUCUCCGUCUGUGCGAAUGAGAAGCUGCGAGCAUGGAGGACACGCGAAGAGACAAGAAACCCACGGGACUGCGGACCAAGCGACUUUUUGCUUUUUACCGAUGCACUUUCUAUUUAUUCCUCUUGAGUCUGGAACUGAAGAGCGGCGUGACCGAACCCACAGACUCGGACGACUUCGCCUUCCUCCAAGAAGCCACCCAGAGCUGCCUGGGGGUGUUGGACGGCUCCCUCGCCCUGUCCACUGACUGUGCUGCCGCCAGUCAGCGGUGGAAAUGGGUGACCCGGGGUCGCUUGUUCAACCUGGGCUCUUCGCUGUGCCUGGGAAUAACCGUGGGAAACGCCACCAGCAGAUCGGAGAAACUGGGCGUGUACACCUGUGACCACGAGCCUCCCAGAGUCCGCUGGACAUGGAACUGUGGCCAGCUGCUGGAAACGUUCAACAGCAACCUUCCGCCUGCGUUUUUCGACCCGUCAAAACCAGCAGCCUUGUCCAAGUGGAAGAUGCACGGCGGAGUCCAGGACCCUUGCACCAAGACAUAUCAGCAGAUCUUCACCAUUCAGGGAAACUCCCACGGUCGUCCCUGCUACUUUCCCUUCCUGUACGAUGGCCAGUGGUUCCACAACUGCACCAGCUUUGGACGAGAGGAUGGGCACAUCUGGUGUGCCACCAGCUACGACUAUGGCAAAGAUGAGCUCUGGGGCUUCUGUCCUGUAAAGAGCCGUGGCUGCGAGACCUUUUGGGACAGUGACCCACUGACGGACAGCUGUUACCAGUUUAACUUCCAAGCCACACUGUCGUGGAGCGAAGCUUGGGUCAGCUGCCAGCAGCAGGGAGCCGACUUGUUGAGCAUCACCAAGCUGCACGAGCAGACCUACAUCAACGGACUGCUGACAGGCUACAGUGCUUCUCUGUGGAUCGGCCUCAACGACCUGGACGUGAACGGAGGCUGGCAGUGGGCCGACUCCUCGCCACUCAAAUAUCUUAACUGGGAGACAGACAUGCCGAGCUUCUCGGAGGAGGCGAACUGUGCCGUGAUCAGAACGGACUCCUCUGGUCGCUGGCAAAAUCGGGAUUGUUCUAUUGCGCUCCCCUAUGUCUGCAAGAAGAGGCCCAACGCCACGAUGGACCCAUUCACCACUGACUCGUGGACGGACGACCAGAAAUACGAGUGUGAUGUGGGAUGGCAGGCCUUCCAAGCCGGCUGUUACAAGGUGACCUCAGAGAAGACGGACUGGGACGUGGCCCAGAAGACCUGCCAAAAGAUGGAGGCCAACCUGGUCAGCAUCCACACGCUCCCGGAACUGGAGUUCAUUCUGAAUCAGCUGAAGAAGGAUUUCGAGCAGCUGUGGAUCGGCCUCCACGACAUCAACAUGCAAAUGGACUUCCAGUGGUCGGACCACACGCCGGUCAUCUUCACCUUCUGGCACGCGUACGAGCCCAACAACUUCCGCAACACCCAAGAGGAUUGUGUCUCCAUGUGGGGAGCUGAGGGUCGCUGGGAUGACAGCCCCUGUAACCUGACCCUGCCGUCCAUCUGUAAGAAGCCAGGUACCAAGAGUGACGGAAAGCCUCAGCACCAAGACUGCAAAAAAGGCUGGAAGUGGCACAGUCCAGCUUGCUACUGGGUUGGAGAAGACCUGCUCACAUUUGAUGCCGCCAGGAAGUCCUGUGAGGACCAUGGAGCAACACUUAUCACCAUCACGAACAGGUUCGAACAGGCCUUUGCCAACAGUCUGGUGUUUGGUCACUCUGGUGAUUCCUUCUGGAUAGGGCUUCAUAACCGGGACAAUCCUGGAACCUACCGCUGGCUCAGUGGAGAUGACGUGUCAUACACAAACUGGAAUCGAGACCAACCUGUCAAUGUCCGUGGCGGCUGCGUCUCCAUGGCGACUUUUCUGGCGACGGGUCUGUGGGAGGUGAGGCCGUGUGACUCAUACAAGGCGAAGUUCAUCUGCCGUCAGAACCAGGACACGUCCUUGAGCCCGGAGCCCCCCACCCCGCAGCCCACACCCAGCCUCACUGGCUCCUGCCCGAACGGCUGGAAGAGCAACAGCAACCUGCGCCACUGUUACAAGGUGUUCCACUCCUCCCAGCUGGAGCAGAAGCUCACCUGGAUGAAGGCUCACGUGUUCUGUCAGAAGCAUGGGGCCAAUCUGCUGAGCAUCACCGGCGCUGAGGAGGAGCACUUCGUCCUGCAGGUGCUCCACGAAGCUUUUGGAGAGUCUGAGGACCAUGAGCAGCACUGGUUUUGGAUCGGGCUGAACCGCAGGAACCCCAUGGAUAACGGCAGCUGGAAGUGGAGCGACGGCCUGGCUUUCACGUACCAGAACUUUGGCCGCUACAACUACAACAUCCGACAAUGUGCCGCCGCAGACUUGGGCACCAUGACCUGGCUGGCCAUGCACUGUGACUCGGAGUUGGACUGGAUCUGCAAAAUCCCCAGAGGAAGUGUUGAGAAGGAACCAGAAGCUGAAGAAGGGGCCAAGUCACCCGAGUGGAUCGGAUUUCAGGAGGCAGAGUACAAGUUCUUUGACCACCGCACCACUUGGGACCAGGCCCAGAGGAUUUGCUCCUGGUUUGAUUCCUCGCUGGCCUCGGUCCAUUCGGCUGAAGAGGAGGCUUUUCUGACCAACACGCUGCUGAAGAUGGAGAAGGUGGCAGUGGACAACUGGUGGUUGGGGCUCCACACCUACGAGAACGACGGCCGCUUCCGCUGGUCUGAUCACUCUGUGCUCAACUAUGUUGCCUGGGCACUUGGAAAGCCGCGCGCACUCAGUCGUGAUCGGAAAUGUGUCCACAUCACAGCAAGUAAAGGAGAGUGGGCCGAUCAGAAGUGCCACUCCGACCUGCCCUACAUCUGCAAGAGAGUGAAUGUCACCGGAACCAUCCCUCCCACCCCUUCCUCUCCACACCCGCCUGCCGGUUGUCCAGAUGGGUGGUCGCCUUACCAGCAUAAGUGUUUUCGAGUGUUUGACCAGCCACAUCGGAGCACAUGGUCUGCGGCGAAGUUGAAGUGCGAGACUCACGGCGGGGUUCUGGCCACGGUGUCCAAUCACGUGGAGCAAGCCUUCGUCACCACGCUUCUGACCAACAUCAGCGGGGACCUCUGGGUCAGUCUGACUUCAGACUCCAAAGGCCACUUCCAGUGGUCUCAGUCUCGCUUGCUGAGCUACACCAACUGGGCCCCGGGAGAGCCGGUGGACAACAGUGGCCCACACCACAACAAGACCCCGGGAAACUGUGUGGCCAUGGUCCACGGGAACCCCUGGAAGAACACUGGCAUGUGGGCGUCGAGAGCCUGUGAGAUGGAAAGCUACGGCUUCAUAUGUCAGAGAGGACAAGACCCAGGUCUGGAUCCGGCUGCGCCGCUCAUCCCCGAGGUGAUAUCGAAGCCGGUGGAACUGGGCGGAGUGACGUACCGGGUGGUGCAGAAGAGCCUGGACUGGACCGGCGCGCUGCACCUUUGCGAGUCCUUGAACGGGACCCUGGCCACAGUGAAGGAUCCAUUCCAGCAGGCUCACCUCACGCUGCUGAUGAACAGCCUGCGGCGCCCCGCCUGGCUCGCCCUCUACAACUACGGGGGGCGAAGCUUCACCUGGUUGGGCGAAGAGGAAGUGUCCUAUUCCAACUGGAAAGACGGAGAGCCAAAUCAGAUGGCAGGCUGUGGUCACAUGACAACAAGUGGGCAGUGGACAAUGACGCCCUGUGAUGCUAAAGUGGAGGCCGCGAUCUGUCAGUUGAGUGAGGAUCCAGUGGUGCACCAGUGGAUCUACCCGGGCCAGUGCCCCCGCUCCAUCAGCGAGUGGUCCUGGGUCUCCUUCAGGAACAACUGCUACGCCUUCAAUCUGCAGAGCCUGAAGCUGCAGCAGGAUGCACGCUCGGCCUGCGAGAAGGUGGGAUCAGAACUGCUCUCUAUCCUGGAUGAGACCGAGAACGGAUUCAUUUGGGAACAUAUCCAGAGCUACGCGGAGCAGGCGCACGGUGCCUGGCUGGGCAUCAGUGUGAAAGGUCGAGGUCUGGUCUGGAGUGAGGAGAGGGAAAUGUCCUACACCAACUGGGAGAAGCACGACGCCGCCUUCUCGGUUCUGUCGCCGAACUCCUGCUUCUGGAUCCAGAGCAACAGCGGCCUGUGGAAGCCCGGCUCCUGCAGGAACAGAACGCACGGCAUCAUCUGCAAACGGCCUCGCAGUCUGGACACCACAGAGGCCCCCAUUGAGAGAGACCACCUUCCGAUCCUGAUCGUCGUCAUGGUAACGGGCCUAGUUCUGAUCACGCUCAUCGUGGGAAUCAUCUACCUUUACCGCCGCCGCACCAUCGGCGCCCGGGGGUCCUACGAAGGCGCCCGCUACAGCCGCACCAACUCCAGCAAUGGAGAGCAGACAGAGAAGAACAUCCUGGUGUCGGACAUGGAGCUGAACGAGCAGGCGGAGUAGCAGCGCCGCCUGUGGCAGAUGACUGGAACUACUUUUUUUGAACCAAGAUUUUGAAGUGCUGAAGGGCUGUGUGGAGCACAGCAGGUUUUUAAAUGAAGGUUCGUUCUCGUCCGUCCUCACAGUCCAAGCACAUUCCAUCACAACACAUUACUUAUCUUCCUAUAAGAUGGAUUUUUAUUUUUCCUUUGCACAAUGUUUAUAGUCCAGACCCGGCCUUUUCUCUCGCUUCAUGGAACCUUUUUUUUUUUUUUUUUUUUUUUUUUUUUUUUUUAAUUCCCGCCAGUGUUGACUUCUUCUUUUCUCAGCUGUAACAAAAGUGUCGAUGCAUGUUUUUCUUUUCUUCUGAGGGGACACGUCAGCACCAGCUGUUGGAUUGAACAAAAGCACAAACGGGACCACUGUGGAUGUUUUCGGUUCCAACUCUGUGAGAGAAGAGCAGAGCACAUAUUUGGCGACGGAAGCUGGUCUUUAACUGACUUGUCUCGGCAACAAAGGUUUGUUGGAUUGUGGUUCAUCUCCAGCUCAGUCCAGGUUGAGUCUUUCUCCACAUUUUGGUGACACCUCACUUCUGUUUGUGUUGGACCCCCUCACUCAUCCCCUCCUCCACCUCGUGCUGAGUCAGCAGUUUUGUCUUUGAAAGGGCAGCCAGUCUCUCUCAGCGCACCACAAGAGGGCGGUUUUGUAAUAGGAGCGCCUUCCCGUAUUUGGGGGGUCACUUCUGUUCUAUUCAUUUUUCUCCCUCCUGUGUGUUUGAAAUCUGGAUGAACUCACCCCCCGACACACACACACACACACUCACAUCUCUCAUGUGUGGCACGCGACGAGGAAUGUUUGGUGGUUUUACAGUCGAGCAGGUGAUAAACAACUGCACACACCAAAGGAAGCAUCGAUCUUAAAACUGGAGUCCUCAUUGAUGCGCACCAACACACGAGUGGAAUCUGAGCCGUCUACACUUCACCCUCAAGUGAGUCGAAGCUACACUCGAACAACACUAAGAAUACCACAGGCAUUACUGCACGAUACGCUAUAAAAACAGACAAAAAACCUCGACAAACUUCUGAAAUAAAACUACAAUCCUCCCUGGUAUGUAAACCAUCAUCAAAAACACAAAGUAUUAUCACACUUGUACCAUGACACGAUCUGAGUGACACUCUGACGCAUACCUACUUUGUCACACAAAAUACUACACUUCUACUCCAAAACCUCAAAUGAAGUUACAGUGUAGUACAGAAUAAAACAAAUACAACAAACAAGAAAACAUGGCCACACUUAAAAUCUGUGUUGUUAUAAGGUACAAUAUGUUCAAACCAGACACAAUUCGGUGGUAUUUGUAGUGCUACUCACACCCACAUAGUCAUGCGUAGUCUUUUUUUUUCACGUUUAAGACUACGUGAGUCUGCUGGGACACGGGUUUAAAGGUGGUGGACGGUCUGCAUGGCGGGUUAAACUGGCUUUAUUUACAGUAAAACAAGAUCAUCUCUGUGUCUCUCACUGUCGCAAGAGGCGCUAGCAAUUCCCUGAGAAGUGAAUACUAUGGACUGCGACGCCAAAAUAGACUGUGGGCGGUUAAUAUUGGAGUUUAGAUUUUUCAACUGUGAUGCGACAGAUGCUUAUAAACCCUUUUGCUCCAAACUUGUCGCAUCGAUUGGAAGCGUUUUGCAAGUUUGCCACACGUGUAGUGCGUACACACUGAUCAAACUCCACCCGCACCUUCAUUCACACCAUUGUACACUCCACAACACACGUUCCAAAAAGCGUCGGAAUGAAAGCUAAACUCAGUUGCCAUGUAUAGCGAACACAACAACACACCACACUGAUCACGAGUGCAGGUUGUCAGCAUCAUUGUGUUCAGUGCCGUGGUGAGGUGACAUCAGCGACCACACACCAACUGAACCUCCAGCUCUCCACGGGGGCAAUGUCUGCGCUCUGGAAUGUUUAGGGAGCCAGCCUUUUUCACAGAGGAGGAGAGGAAGAGAAGGAGUCAGUCGGCUUGUGAGUGUGUCUGGAGUGUGUGCGCUGUCUCCAGCUGUGGAAUGUUGAGUCGGCAAGAAGAGCUCAGUGGCACGUCUGGAUCUAAUCAAAGACCCAAGGCCCGGGGGACAUGAGGGGUCACGCAGACGCAGGGGGCGGGGGGGCGAAGGAGUCAGUGUUUCAUUCAUCUGGUUUGUUCCAGAACGCCCUCUUUAGGUGAGUUACUGUAGCAGUCAUUCACCAUCAGCUUAUGUGUGAGUCCCAAUGACUUUUGUGUAGCCUGUUUUAUAUGAUUAAAUAAAGUCUAUGUUUUCAAACGCUGUGUCAGAUGCGUCAGUGCAGAAUUUUGGUGUUUAAAGACUGAAUAGUCCCGAGAUGUUUAUCACUUGUUGAAGCAUAACUAAUCACUCUGUAGUGUCUGGCACUCUUGUUUAAAUACAGAUUAUCUUGCUAUUUUUCGAUUCAAAAAGUGCAAUACUCCAAUUUAAAUACAUGCACGGAGGAAUGGAGAGAGGAAAAUAAAUGCCAAAUACAUUUACAAAGUGUCUACCGUUUGAUAGUUCCAGCUGCCGCAUGAUUCAGGCGCGCGUCCACGGACAAGGAGACGCGCGUUUAAAAGGUGCAAUGGCAAAAGAAGUCCAGAAGAGGGCCCUCCCUACUCACGUUGCCUUCUUCAGUCGUCUGCUGUUUUCACUGCGUGUGAUGAGAGUGGCUCCAAAUCCAACGUUCCAACUGGUAUUGGAGGGUGUUGACGUCCUUCUGGCGAAGAUUUAAACAGGAUAUUUCAUAACAAACAA